Molecule: messenger RNA, 1038 nt
Organism: Lactuca saligna
Lineage: Eukaryota; Viridiplantae; Streptophyta; Magnoliopsida; Asterales; Asteraceae
Source: the annotation of a GenBank genome assembly
GCGUGACCCAGGGGAAAGACCGUUUCGGAACUACCUGUUAUCGUCCACGUGGCAUGGGCCCACCUCUAUUCCAUCCUACAAAUCCUCCCGUAUUAUCACCUGUCACUUUAACCUUGCCGGCGUUAACUGUUGCUUUCCUUCACUUCUUUAACCUCUCUCUUUCUCUCUCUCUAGUGUGUAGAAAAAACAAAGAAUCUAUACUCUCUAUGGCUAGAUCACACGAUAAGCAUCUCGGAUCUAGAUCGGAAUCAAUGGCGACGCUGCAGAAAUUCAAGAUGUUAGCGACACAAUGCGCGGUUGCCGGAAGUCCUACGCGGAGUCCUUCCUCAAGCCCUGUCAUUCACCUACGCCGACGGAAGACGCUACGGAUGUUACUCAGUCGCGGCGGCGGCGAAACCACCCGGCGGUUGCCGCCACCUGAUGAGUUUGUAGAUCGGAGAGGAAGCGAUGUUGAUUCUUCGCCGGAGGAUGGGAAGGAUAACGGUUCAAGACGAAAGUUAAAGGACUUGUUUGUGUCGUCUUCGGUGUCUCCGCCGCUGGAUGACGGUGGACGUGAAGGUGGUGAAGAGACGAAUCGGUGGAGUGGUGAAGGCGAUCUGAUUGGCCGGCGCAGUGGGUCAAGAAGAUUUAGGCAUUUGCCGGGGACGUUACGGCAGCGGUUACUUAGACGAGCAUGGAGGCCUGUUCUGGUGACAAUUCCUGAAUAAAUUUUGAUAUUAUUUUUGGAAAAUGUAGAGAUAAUUUCCAGAAAUCAUUACAAUAACAAUAACAGAGUAGUAGUAUUGAAUACUGAUUUUUUGUUUCAAAAUAUCUUCUACGAUUUUUUUUUGAAUUAGAAUUCCGAUGAAGAACAAGUUGAUUAGAUUCUACUUGAAUUUAAUCAAAGUAAUUACAGAAACUAUCAACUUUUACCCAAUUUGAAAAACUGAUUUUGCACUUAUUUGUACAAAAUUUCUGGAUCUGAUUGAUAUAAGUGCCCCAAGAUUUUCCAACAAACUUUCUUCUUGUCGUUGAAAAAAAAGAUUAGAAUGAAAUAUU